Messenger RNA from Punctularia strigosozonata HHB-11173 SS5, 1995 nucleotides. RefSeq lists its product as uncharacterized. The coding region runs from base 1 to 1995 and encodes 664 amino acids. Lineage: Eukaryota; Fungi; Basidiomycota; Agaricomycetes; Corticiales; Punctulariaceae. The record is from RefSeq and is a predicted model, not a curated record. The transcript has 7 exons.
AUGUCUGCUGAACAUCCUGACUUGAACAGGAGCGGCAACCAAGCCAACAGUAACGAUGUCUCCAUGUCCGACGGUGACUUUGCGUCAUCCGGCUCCCCGGGAGACGUGGACAUGUCCGAGUCCGCCGUAUGGUCCGGCACAGAGGCGGCGCUGCUUGCGAGCGAGAGCACGCCGCGCGCAAGGUCGGCAAGUGUAGCGCCAACCGAGACCUCGAACGAUGGUGGCCAUCCACGAGAGUUCACUUUCGUGUUGUCCCAGCCCGAAACCACCCGCGCGCAAAAGCGGGCACGGAGUGCGACACCUGCUACAGGCAGGAAGCUGACGCCGUCGCAGAGCGUCCAGCUGGAGCAAAAUCAUCGUCUCAGGAGGACGCUGGCGCAAAGGAACUCGACCCUGAGUGCCACCUCUCGGAGUAUGAUGGAGCUGAGGACGAGGACCCAGGAGAUGGACGCCGCCACGCGAGAUAGGCUGGUCGAGGCGAACAAGGAACUUGAGACGUUGAAGGAGGACUUAGCCAAAAAGGACGAGUUGGUGCAGGAGCUGCAGAGCCGGGUUUGCGUCGCUGUAACGAAGAUGGAAGAGAUGGAGGCAAAGAUGGAGACACGGUACGAACUCCUCAUUACGGGUGAGGGAAAGAAACUCAACCAGGCUAUACAGCAACUGGAGACCGCCAGACAAGCAACGGUCGCGGGCGACACCACCUCGCCUGCACCUCCGGUCAAAGACCCGUCGGUCCCGUCUUCAACGACGCCACUGAUCGAACCAGCUCCACCAUUGACGACAUCGCCAAUCGAACCAGCCCUACCAUCGACGACACCGCCAGCCGAGCCACCUCGGCCAACAGAUGCGGAUGGGAUGAACACUGGCAGACAGUCGGAACCAGGCCCACCACGUACAAGCUCAGGUCAUAGGUCGUCCAAGGGGCCACCCGCUGGCACCUCAAGGAUAUAUGAGUGGGAAGACACGGUGGUUGGGCGAGCAUCGAAGGACAGGGCCGCGGCCAAACGAUAUAAGACGUCCCUGGAGCUCGAGAUAGACGAGAUGAAGGGGCCACGUCGUCUUUUUCAGCUCGUUUUCGAGAACGUAAUCGGAGUCGGGAUGGACAAGGAUGCGAUCCAGUUGAUCGCACCCCCGGAAGCAGUAGUUAAUGCAUUCCUGGAUGGUUCGACCGACGGCCCAACGGAGGCAGACUUUGUCAACUACGCGUUCACCGACAUCUCGCCCGCCGACAACACUUGGAACCGCGCAGUAUGUGCUAUCCUCGCGCGGAAAUGUAUGGGGAGGCAGGAUUCAGAGAUAUGGCAGGUUGGUAAACCUCUUCAACGGAUACCAGUCGCAACCUUCCUGUAUUGGGAGGACGCCGUUUACCACAAGUGGAUGCGCUUGCGAACGGAGUGGAUGAAGGCGAGACCUCGCUUGGUGCAGGAUCCCAAUGAACGGACAUGGAGGCACGAGACGACUGCCAGGGGGGCAACGGGAAGGGAUAGCAAACGAGAUACGCGGUUGCGCAAGGACGCGAAGGAUGAGGGCGAUGCAAAUCGCAAGCGAACUAGAAGAAUGGCAGCUGUGUGGAAGGCGGCCGAGACUACCCUCGAUAGGCUCGGUAUUGAUGGAAUGAGUUCCGAUGAAUCCGACCUCGACGAAGACAUGCAUGUGGCAUAUCUCAAACCAAGCGUCAUGCUUUGGCGCCGUGACAUGGAUGCAUUCCUAGACGCCAUCGAUAGCUACCGCUUCGAAGGGGGAGGGGCAUUUGCGAACCAAGGCACUAGACCGCUCCCUCGUCGCCGAUCUGACAGAGCUACGGCGUGGUUGAAGGGUGCUCAUCCGCAGGCUGACGAUAUCCGCGUUUCGAAGCGUGAGCCCGUGAAGGGUUUGACGCGAUCGCUCUAUGACGCAGCGUACUUGGAAGAGCAUAGCGAAGCGUACAUCAACGAAGUCCUGUGUCCCACAGAAGAAGAAUGGGCUUUAGUAAAUGUUCUUCCGUUCGGGAAUUGA